GUGUACACAUACAGUUAUCUUGGCAUUUGGCAGCCCCCGCACGUCUCCAGUGGAUCCAGCACCUUCCAGUUGCACUCUCCAGCCUCCCCGUCAACACAAAUUGCCUUUUCUUUGGCCCGAAUUGCACAUUUUGUUUACCUUUUCAGAUAUUGAGGCAUUUUGCAGAUAGAUCCAGUAUGUACUAGUGGUGGCAGACUACAACCUAUCGACUGGACCAUUGCCCAGUUGCCUAUCGAUGGUACACGCACACACACACACAAUUCUUCUUUCGGUUUGUUGACAAAAUCCAUGGAUAAUGAAUACCGACGAGCGCAAUUUUCGAUCCAGCUAUUAUGAGAAAUGCCUUAUCAACAGCGUCGAGGAGAACAAGUCGCUGAACAAGCUGCUGGAGGAUGACAUACGCAACCUAAACAAGUUGAAGCAAUUCUGCUUGAACUACACCGUACCGAAUUUGCACAGAAACUGUCUUUGGUCGCUAGUCAUGGGCAUUCUGCCACUUCACAGGAACUCCACGGACUACAUACGGGACCAACGUCGCGAGGUCUAUGAGGACCUGCUCCGGGCUGUGUCCGUGCUGCGUGGUGUGGACCAAAAGAAGGAGCUGGUCAUGCACACAAUGUGGCUGCUGGAAUCCAAUAGACUGUGGCACGGCAAUGCGAAUGCCACACUUCAGGCGGAUGACACUCAUUUCAUUGAAAUCAUGCGAACUCUGCUGCAAAUUUUCACCAACGAUGUGGAAACCUAUUGGAUAGCAAAGGGAUUCUACAAUUACACACGCGAGCUGAAAAAAGAAUGCCCCAAAUUAAAGGAGCAGACACAAAUCCUGCUCAAGCGCGAGGAUCUCUCACUGUUCAACCGCUUGGAGCAGCUGGGUCUAUUCGAGAGCACUUCGGUGUUGCUGGACAACUGGUACAUCACCUGCUUUGCUGGCGUCAUUUGUGAGACGGUGCUGGUGAAAAUCUGGGACAAGGUGGUCGGUGGGUCGCGCAAAAUUGUCGUGUUCCUCUUUGUGGAGCUAGUCAAGGAUAUAAGGUACCUGAUCCUCAAGCAAAGUUCUCUGGCAGAGGUCAAAAGGCUGAUAGAAACGGUGGAGGAUCCCGAUGGUGUCAUAGUUAACAAGGCCAUCAAGUCGCUGCAGAUAAACAACAGCGAAGUGGACUACACGCAUUAGACCACGUCCUUCUUGUCGGCCACCGUUUGCAGUUCCAGCGUGACGGGGCAUUGCAUCCAGUAGGAGAGCAGUUCCUCCGUGUAGCCAAUAAGAAAAUACAUUUUGCGUGGACUGAUGGCCUGGCGGAUGAUCGAAGCGAUGCGUAUUGUGUUGUGUUGGCGCUUAAUGAUAAUCUCGGAGCAGACCAGUGCAUGCCAGGUGCCGGUGAUGAACUUCCUUAUGAACAAAUCCUCAAUGGCCGUCUGUGACGGACGCUGCGAAUCCUGCAGUGUAGCUAUUGAAGUAGGGGUAAAUUUCGUAAAUAAACUAUCGACAAUAUACUGCCCUCGAA
Messenger RNA from Drosophila obscura, 1502 nucleotides. RefSeq names its product TBC1 domain family member 7 (gene TBC1d7). Gene Ontology annotation, molecular function: GTPase activator activity. The transcript is spliced from 4 exons. Gene Ontology annotation, biological process: negative regulation of TOR signaling; activation of GTPase activity. Bases 296 to 1171 code for a protein of 291 amino acids. The record is from RefSeq and is a predicted model, not a curated record. Lineage: Eukaryota; Metazoa; Arthropoda; Insecta; Diptera; Drosophilidae.